UUUAGAAGCGACUGUUCUCAAAUCUCUCUCUUCUUCUUUACAAAUAAUGUCGACAUCCAAAUCUCUAUCUCUGUUUCUUCCAUUUCUCCUAGUCUACUAUUUCCCCUUUCCCUUUCUUCCAAUUAUAAUAAAAGGGGUUUUCAAGAAUCAUUACAAUAUUCGUGUUAGAUUAAUAUUUUGACAAAAACCCUUCUUCCAUCUGUUAUAUAUAUAUAUAUAUAUAUAUACAUACAAAGAUUUCUGUUCUUGUAAACUUAUUAAUUGAAAAAGGGGAGAAAGAAUUUCAUUCCCUCAACCCCAUGUCAUUCAUUGAGGAUCUCAUGUCUUCCUUUUUUAUGGACCAUAUUAGACAAAAGACUGGGUCUUUAUCAGAUACGAUUAUGCUGAAACUUUCUGAAUCUAUUUCCAAUACUGCUUGUGGCAGUGCUGUUGAUGAGAUGGAAGGAUGCCGAGAUAACUCUGCUGCUCUCACCCUUAAAAUAGUGGCUAUCUCUGCCAUCCUAAUAGCUGGUGUUUGUGGAGUUGGCAUCCCAUUAGUUGGCAAGAAGCACCGAUUCCUUCGAACUGACUCUAAUCUAUUUUUUACUGCUAAAGCCUUCGCUGCUGGUGUCAUCCUCGCCACAGGUUUUGUACACAUGUUACCAGGUGCCACUUCAUCGUUAACUAAUCCUUGUCUUCCGAAAUCUCCUUGGUCGAAAUUCCCUUUUGCUGGUUUUAUCGCUAUGAUGGCUGCAUUGGCUACCUUGGUGGUUGACUUUGUUGGGACUCAGUAUUAUGAAAAGAAACAAGAGAAACAAAACCAAAAAGAUCAGACUGAUUCAGCCGACUUGGUGUCGGAAUCAGCUAUUGUACCAGUUGAGCCAAAGCCAAGGAAUGAGAAAUUGUUUGGUGAAGAAGAAGGUGGUGCAAUACACAUUGUGGGGAUGCAUGCGCAUGCCGCUCAUCACAGACAUAGCCAUUCCCAUGAACAUGGGGACGUGAGGGAGCAUUCCCAUGGUCAUUCGCACUCCCAUAGCUUCGGUGGUGGGGAUGAGGAAGGUGGAGUGAGGCAUGUUGUUGUUUCUCAGGUCUUGGAGCUUGGGAUAGUAUCACAUUCUAUCAUAAUAGGCGUGUCAUUGGGUGUCUCAGAAAGUCCAUGUACAAUAAGACCCUUGCUCGUAGCAUUGUCAUUCCACCAGUUCUUCGAAGGUUUUGCAUUAGGAGGUUGCAUCUCACAGGCGCAGUUCAGUUCCAUGCGUUCCACUGUAAUGGCAACGUUUUUCGCCAUAACAACCCCGUUGGGAAUUGCUAUAGGGAUCGGAGCUGCUUCAUCUUACGAUCGUCAUAGCCCAAGAGCUUUGGUUGUGGAAGGAAUCCUUAACUCGAUAUCUGCUGGAAUUCUAGUGUACAUGGCUUUAGUAGACCUAAUAGCUGCAGAUUUCUUGAGUAAGAGAAUGAGCUGCAAUACAAGGCUUCAAGUAGUUUCUUACUUUGCACUAUUUUUAGGGGCUGGACUAAUGUCCCUUCUUGCAAUAUGGGCAUGAAUGAUAUUGCAUUUAAUACAUUUUUGUUUUUUGUAUCUUAUUAUUAUCCAUAAAAUCAGCCAAGCAAACAAUUAUUUACAAAAAAAAUCUUGUCAUUUUACUUCUCCUUGAAGGGUGUUUAUGUAACAAGUAUGACAACCUUGUAGAGAAGGGUUUGAAGAUGGAGUUGCAAACAGAAAAGAGAAA
Molecule: messenger RNA, 1709 nt
Organism: Solanum stenotomum
Lineage: Eukaryota; Viridiplantae; Streptophyta; Magnoliopsida; Solanales; Solanaceae
Product: zinc transporter 4, chloroplastic-like
Exons: 4
Coding region: 300-1523 (407 amino acids)
Biological process (GO): zinc ion transmembrane transport
Cellular component (GO): plasma membrane
Molecular function (GO): zinc ion transmembrane transporter activity
Source: RefSeq, a predicted model, not a curated record